AUGUUCGGAACAGCACAUCAGUUCUUCCAAGAUCUACAACAAUGAAGAUCUACCUCCCUUUCCUGGCGGCACUCGUCGCAACAGCACUAGCUAGACCCAGUCAGAAUCAAGGAGCCAAUGCUGCAGCAAGUGCCGUAGCAAGUUCAACAGGAAGCGAUGACAGAGGGGAACAAGACUCACUAUCUAAUGCUGUACCUGUGUCAUCAUCAUACGACAGAUUGUGGGGUGAAGGAUAUGAAUCUACUACACAAGCUAAUCUUGCAGAUUCCUCCUUGUCACAAGUAGGUAGCUUAGGAAGAAGAUCAUCUAACGCAGAAGCCAAUGCUGCUGCUUCCGCCUCGUCGCUAUCGAACAGCUGGAGAAGGAGAACAAGAAGAUCAGCUGAUGCAGAAGCUAAUGCCGCAGCUUCUGCUUCGUCACAAUCGAACAACUUGGGAAGGAAUGCAAGAUCAUCUGAUGCAAAAGCUAGUGCUUCUGCGUCCGCCUCGUCACAAUCCAACAGCGAAAGAAGCAGAGACGCAAGUGGAUCUGCUGCAGAAACUAAUGCUGCAGCUUCUGCCUCGUCACAAUCGAACAGCUUGAGAAGGAACGCAGGAUCAUCUACUGCAGAAGCUAAUGCUGCAGCUUCUGCCUCAUCACUAUCCAAUAACGAAAGAAGCAGAGACGCAAGUGGAUCUGCUGCAGAAGCUAAUGCUGCAGCUUCUGCCUCGUCACAAUCGAACAGCUUGAGAAGGAAUGCAAGAUCAUCUAAUGCAGAAGCUAGUGCAUCAGCGUCCGCCUCAUCACAAUCCAACAACGAAAAAAGCAGAGAUGCAAAUGGAUCUGCUGCAAAUGCUAAUGCUGCAGCUUCCGCCUCGUCAUUAUCCAACAACGAAAGAAGCAAAGAUGCUAGUGGAUCUGAUGCAGAAGCUAGUGCUGCAGCUUCAGCUUUGUCACGAUCGGACAGUGAAAGAGACCAAUCCUCAUGUGAAUCUAAUGCGGAAGCUAGGGCUUCAGCUUUAUCGUCGUCACAAUCAGACAGCGGAAGGAGUAAAGACACAAGUGGUUCUGAUGCAGAAGCUAGUGCUACAGCAUCAGCCUCAUCGCAAUCGAACAGCGAAAGAAGCAAAGACGCAAAUGGAUCUAAUGCAGAAGCUAGUGCUGCAGCUUCAGCCUCGUCACGAUCGAACAGCGGAAGAGACCAAGGCGCAAGUGAAUCAAAUGCAGAAGCUACUAGUGCUGCAGCAUCAGCCUCAUCGCAAUCGAACAACGAAAGAAGCAAUGAUGCUAGUGGAUCUGAUGCAGAAGCUAGGGCUACAGCUUCAGCCUCAUCAGGAUCGGCAAACGGAAGAUCCAAAGAUGCAAGUGGAUCUAGUGCAGAAGCAAGCGCUGCAGCUUCCGCCUCUUCCCGGUCGGACAAUGAAAGAAGCAAUGACUCAAGUGGAUCUGAUGCAGGAGCUAGGGCUGCAGCUUCCGCCUCGUCACGAUCGGACAGUGGAAGGGGCGGAGGAGCAAGUGAGUCUAAUUCAGGAGCUAGAGCUGCAGCUUCAGCAUCGUCUCGAUCGGACAGCGGAAGUGGCAGAGGCGCAAGUGAAUCUGAUGCAGAAGCUAGGGCUGCAGCUUCCUCCUCCUCACGAGGAGAUAGCGGAAGGGGCAGAGACGCAAGUGAAUCUGAUGGCGACGCCAGGGCUGCAGCUUCUGCUUCCUCGCGAUCGGAUAACAAAAGGGGAAGAGGAGCAAGUGAAUCUAAUUCAGGAGCUAGGGCUGCAGCUUCAGCAUCGUCACGAGCGAACAACAGAAGAGACAGAGGAGCAAGUGAAUCUGAUGCAGAAGCUAGGUCUGCAGCUUCAGCAUCAUCGGCGGACAAAAAAAAAGGCAAAAGCGGAGUGGAUUCCUUUGCAGAUGUCACGGCUUCAAUAGCGACCUCAAUACGAAAAAUUCACAGUAAUAGUUUAUUAGGAAGUCUACAUAAUGCAAUAAUUAAUUCUAAUGAUGAUGAAUGCAUUUUGUCAUAUAAUGACAGUAAAGAACUCGAAAUUUAACGAGGGGCUAUUCCUAAAUUGUGUUUUGUUGCCCUCGAUAAUACUAUUUCAUUUCAGAUUUAUUUGAAAUAUGGUUAAAAUUGAAAAUUGUUCACUUAUGUAUCCUAUAUAUUCUAUUAUCGCGCAAUUAUAUUGUUCAAUGUAAGGGUGAAUUUAUUACUUUAUAAUAUUAUAAAAAUAUAUAUUUUGUGGGUUAAACAAAAAAUAUUAU
Messenger RNA from Vespula pensylvanica (western yellowjacket), 2232 nucleotides. Its product is annotated as pneumococcal serine-rich repeat protein-like. NCBI's taxonomy places the organism in Eukaryota, Metazoa, Arthropoda, Insecta, Hymenoptera, Vespidae. The coding region runs from base 42 to 2021 and encodes 659 amino acids. The transcript has 4 exons. The record is from RefSeq and is a predicted model, not a curated record.